CCGUAAGCGCAGACGUAGAAGUGGUUCGACAACCUGGCGAGUGAACUCUGUGUGAGGAAGACAAGUGUGAUAUGAAGUUAUGAUGGAGUUGUUCCGCUCUUUGGAUACCGACUGUAAGAACGGGGGACUCGAGCCGGACCAGGCCACGCGCUGAACUCCCACCAGGAACUAACGGGAUUUGUUUUUACUGCGUUUCUCUGAGGAAAGUAGAGCCGAGCAGGUUUGGAGAGCUCUUCCUGUUACAAAGUCGGCGGUCCCCAAGUUUGCUUUAUGUUUUGGUAAAGGCUGGCUAUUCGUGUGCUUCCCAUAAGACCGUGAGCAUGGAUAGUUUGGCGCAAUGGGAUGCGGGAUUUCCUGCGGAAGUGCCGCAAAGUUGCGGUGAGAUGCCGUUAUUGGAGUUUUGGGCUUAAUGCGAACUGGACAGCGCUGAAACUUGUCGUAAAACACUGGUUGGCUGGACUGAAUGCUCCUUUCCUGCUAUUCUUCUCCGCUUUUCAGCGCUUCCUGCUUGUGGUGGCCACUGCACUUAAUGGCUAAAAAUACAUAAAAACUCAAAAUGGACAGUUAAGUGUGGUGGGAACCUUUAUUACCAGUUGCAAUAGCAGUACCUGGGAGUGUUUCGCAGUAAGCGGAGUAGUUUUCAUUCGUCUUCUUACACUUUCCCUCUCUAAAAAAAACAAAACAAAGGCAGGACUCAACAGGUGGCAGUUUUGAAUGAGGGGGAAGAAGAGCUAAAUUAGCCAUAAUGAGGUGAUUCGAGAGGCCCUUAAAUACAGGCCGGUGAAAUGAUAUUGUGCUUAAACCAUGUGUUGGGAAACCACACACCACAUCACUUGAACAGAGAGAAUUUCAGUGGAAGCAGUGCUGUCUUUCUGAGCUUUGAAACACUUAGCCUUAAUCAAACAAAAGCAAUCUCUAGUGAAUCAUCCGAUGGAGAGACGAGUUUAAUGCGACGAUGAAUAAAAGACACUUGCGCUUCUGUUGUCUUUGACUGCUCUCCUCUAGCCCACUUGUUGGUCCAACUUUUGAACACAUUUCAUUAGUCCCUGAUGAGCCAACAAGAAAGACAGGAAAGGGAGCGAGGCGCAAUAAAGUACUCCUUUGUACUUUAUUUUCAAACCCUUGGGGUGCUAAAUCAGAUCCAGUCAAAACAUCUGCUUGAGGCUCCAUGGAGCCACUGAAGAAUAUAUUCAGCCGUGGCCCGCUGUCCAACUGGAAAAAUUUGGAACAAUCGCAAAAAGGGAACUUCACCAACCCUGUGUGGACAGCCUUAUUUGACUAUGAGGCAUCCUGUAAAGAUGAGCUCACCUUACGUAAAGGCGAUCUGGUGGAAGUCCUCUCUCUGGACUCGGAGAUAUCAGGGGAUGAGGGCUGGUGGGCGGGAAAGGUCAACAACAAGGUGGGUAUCUUCCCAUCCAACUACGGCUCCUUCAAGCCGAGUGGAUAUGGAAAACUUCCGGGCAGUGCCGUGGUGGAUGAGCUCGCUCCGGCUGUGGUGGGUGAGUUUGAACCUGAAGAGGUAGAUUUCCGGGAGUUGAGCCUGGAGGAGGUCAUUGGGGUCGGGGGAUUUGGAAAAGUGUAUCGUGGUACAUGGAGAGGAGAGCUGGUGGCGGUGAAGGCCGCUCGCCAAGACCCGGACGAGGACAUCAGUGUGACAGCGCAGAACGUGAGGCAGGAGGCCCGUCUGUUCUCCAUGCUCACCCACCCCAACAUCAUCGCCCUGCAGGGCGUGUGCCUGCAGGAGCCCAACAUGUGCCUCAUCAUGGAGUACGCCUCAGGUGGGCCGCUGAGCCGUGCUCUGGCAGGCCGUCGAAUACCGCCGCACGUCCUGGUCAACUGGGCUGUGCAGAUAGCCAGAGGGAUGUUGUAUCUGCACAGUGAAGCCAUCGUCCCUGUCAUCCACCGGGAUCUCAAGUCCAACAACAUUCUUCUGGCUGAGCCCAUAGAAAAUGAAUGUAUGGAGGGGUUGACGUUGAAGAUUACAGACUUUGGCCUGGCAAGAGAAUGGCACAAGACCACAAAGAUGAGCACCGCUGGCACCUAUGCCUGGAUGGCCCCGGAAGUCAUCAAGUCCUCCACGUUCUCCAAAGGCAGUGAUGUCUGGAGCUAUGGUGUUCUGCUGUGGGAGCUGCUAACAGGAGAGGCACCCUACAGAGGGAUCGAUGGACUCGCUGUCGCCUAUGGAGUCGCCGUCAACAAGCUCACCCUGCCCAUCCCUUCCACGUGCCCCGAACCUUUUGCGCAGCUCAUGUCAGAGUGCUGGGACCAGGACCCCCAUCGCAGACCCAAUUUCAGUUCCAUCCUGGCCCAGCUGAUGGCCUUGGAGCAGCAGGUGAAGGAAGAGAUGCCGCAGGAUUCGUUCCACUCCUUGCAGGAGGACUGGAAACUGGAGAUCCAGGACAUGUUUGAUGAACUCCGGGCUAAAGAGAAGGAGCUGCGAUGCCGUGAAGAGGAGCUAAAGCGAGCAGCUCUGGAGCAGAAAUCUCACGAAGAGUUCCUGCGGCAGCGUGAGCAACAGCUGGCCCAGUGGGAGCAGGAUGUGUUCGAGCGUGAGCUCAGCCUCCUCAUCCUCCACUUGAACCAGAACCAGGAGAAACCUAAUGUCAAGAAGAGGAAGGGCACCUUCAAAAAGCACAAACUCAAGUCCAAGAACGGCGAGAAGAUCAGCAUGCCCCAAGAUUUCAUACAUAAAAUUACGGUGCAGGCAUCCCCAGGCCUGGAGAAAAGGCGGAACUCUCCCGAUUUGGGUUCGGGCUCCUCACCUUCCUUUGGACCGCGGUUCCGCGCUAUCCAGUUACCCAGUGACAACAGCAGGACUUUCGGUCUCAGCCCAGUCCGGCCCUCCCUGGAUACCUCUUCUCAUAAACAAGUCAACGGAGACCUCAGGUUGAGCCCUCAUUGGAGGCCACAGAGCCCCAAAAGUCCCAAAAGUCCUAAAGUCCUGCGCCUUAGUCCCCAGGAAAGCAGCUUGUCGAUGAGAGCUAAGCUCCUGAAGGCAGACAGCAAUGAGAAUGGAGACUCCAAGGAUGACUUUGAGGAGUACCGACCCGUCACGCCAACCCCUACACCUGCUCAGAAUGGCUCAUCGGUGAAGGAUAGCCCGUGGCUUCCUCUGUCUCAAGGAGACUCGGGCAGUGAGGAAGGGAGUUCUUCCCCAGCUAGCUCUCCAAGGCCUGAGAGGGGGCCUCUCGGUGGCCUGAUUAACAGCACCCACCGAGCCCUGCUGGGCAGCGGCUCCCUGCUUGCCUCCAUAGGACUUGGUCGCUGCCUGGAUAUUCCCCCAAGAGUGCCACCUCGAACUCACCCACCUUGCUUAGAGGGCCGCAGCCUCUCUGAACUUGAGAUUUCUCAUCCUAGGCCCCUCAUUUCAGACCCUCCAGUAGUGGACGAUCUCAUCACCUUCUCCACCUCGGAGCCGCUCCCCAGACCCCUGUUGGAUUUAGCGCUGCAAUACCAAGAACUAAAGCCUUUACCCCUGACACCGCCUCCACCAAACCCCCGCGAGAGGAGCAGCCACCGGACGCCACACAGUCCGCAGAGUCCCAGCAGUGCCUCCAUGCAGCACGACAGGACCAGCCCAGGAGAGUGGACCCCCACUUACAGUUCCAGUAACGGGGAGCUGAGCAGUGACUCCUGGGAACACAGAGCUGACAGGAGGAGGAGGUCCAGCCAAGGCCUGCACGCUUCUCAGCUAGUUUUAGACCUGCCUUUGUGCCAAGACACACAGGACUUUGAUGACAAGGCUCUCCACCCCAACCCUGCGCUCUGGAGCCCCAAAACACGCCGCCUGGAGGUCAGCGUCAUUCCUCGGCCCCGCCCAUCUCCCAUCCGCCCCCGCAUCGACCCUUGGAGCUUUAUCUCAGCAGGUGGUGGAAACUCGGGUGGUGGGCGCAGCCCACACCGCUCAGAAAGCAACUUACUGAGCUAUCAGCCGUCACCCACCAACCCCUUCACCAACUGUGACCCUUUCCCCUCUCCUGACUGCGACCCCUUUGCCCUCAAGGCUGAUCCGUCAAGUGGUUCGGAUGGUGCCUCACCCUUUGACCCCUUCUCAGCUCCCUUUCCCACAUCGCGUUCUGCCCCAUGUUCUGCCAACGGCUCUCCCACGCUGCCCUCCUUCCGUAUAGCACCCAUUAACUCAGCUGACUCGGCCCUUAUUGACUUUGGCUGCGGGGCCUGCAACAAGCCUCUGGAUGGCACCAAAGAGAGGGCUCACCCCCGCAGGAUACUGGGGCUCAAGCCAUUCAAGUCCCCGACGCAACUCAAAGACGACAGGUUCUGAAUCCAGCCUUGCCCCAACAAGGGGUUUAUUCUCAAUGAUAUGAGCCUGGAAUUGAUUGCAGGAGCACAGUCCAGGACCGUUUCCACUACUAUGUCCUACUUCGGAACAAGGAUUCGGAUGUUAUAAAAAAACAUGCACACUCAUGACUCAACCUACCAAGGGAGGUUUUCCCCUUUGGGAGCACCAAUCAUCACAGGUCUUAUUUAUACACCAGCCUGCUGCUUUGGAAACCAGAAAGCCAGUGAAAGGUGGUACAAUGAAUUGUGGGAUAGCUGCCUGUGAACCAAUAGCUGGUGCCCAUUUCAUUCUCUCUCUUUUUUCCUCUGUUUCUCUAUCCCUUUGAAGGAGCAGGAUACAGAUCACUAGCCCCAUCUUCAGAUUCUAUCAGACUGCUCAUAUCAACUGCUUUCAUCUCCCCUUACCUUUGAAGCAUUGUGACAAUGCAGAGGUGGAUAAGGCGACUUGCACAGCUUCAUCUGCCUCUACCUCUCUGCAGACUGAACGCCUUCAGGACAAUGGAAAAUUGGAGUGCCUUAUUUCGUGAAGUGUUUUUAAUAUAUAUCUUUUCAAGGCUCUUUGAAUGGUUAAUCUGGUGCGUAGGGAAGAUGCUACGAAUCUGGCUUAAAUUUGCAAAUCAGCUUAGCAUUGCAGUGCAAGAAAAAUAUCGUCUGCAUGUAUGUCUAGACUCAUUGUUCAAGGAAAGCUUACUGUUUUUUUUUUUUUAAACUGCGUCUGCGUGUUGCAUUAUGGGAGAAAGCACUCUGAUUGGAUACUAGGUCGCUCAAGAAAUCCGAGAUGAAACCGUGACCCAGGCAUUCCACUUGGAAGCAGAUAACAUUCCAGUCACAUUCUGUGGGAAAUGCCAGGAAUUGGCAGAUUCAUUCAGGCUGGCAGGCGACACAGCACAGGAAACAAGACAGGGGUGCCCUCCGCAUUCCCGUCAUAUGCCAAAGAAUGCCGCUGUGACUGUGUAAGUCGACGAAGGCUGUUUGCAAAUGCAUUGUUUUUACCUCCUCAAAGUGCCAGAACAGAACAACACAGAGCAAACUGACACAAUCACACAGAGUAUUUGAACAUAUGGUUCUCAGAUUUUGUUAGAAAUACUGUCUAAUCACCGCCACCUAUAAGAGGUUCAACAAAGUACUUUAAAAGUGUUUUAAAGUACUUUACAAAAAAAGUCUGCUUAAUUUGUAGGCGUUAUCAGUCUCACAACCCAUGAUUCUGAGUUUCUUCAUGUACCAAAUUUUAAUGUCUGAGUAAAUAUGAGCCAGAUGCUUCAUUUUCCCCCCUCCCUAGAGAGUUACAUGUGAAGAUUGAAACCAUUCUUAUUAUCAUUCAUUCGCAAAGCAGAUUGCUUAACAUGGAACAAUAUGGAAAAGUUAGUCCAAGGAAAACAUUCCAGAGAUCUGUGAAGGCCACACAAAAAGCAUUUUCUGUUUUAUCCCUCUGCAGUGACGUCUGGUCACUCAGUGGUUGCUAACCUACCAGCUGAUGACUUAAGAAGUCAGUGCUCAUAGCCAAGAAAAUGUUACCCACGAAAGCACCUAUAAAAAUCACAACUUGGUGCUUUUCCAGUCGAAUUUAAUGCUGAUUGACACUUAAAGUUCUAGAUGGACUUGUUACCUUUGACAGGAGCAAUUUUGUUUUUGCUUAGUUUACCUGGCUUCAUGGAUUCCACACUGAAAUGAAAGUGCUACUGAUGUUCUCAUCUAACUCUCCAGAAUGUCUGCUAAAGUUUCUUGAUCGGCAAUGUCCAGUAUUCCCUGGCUCAGCAGAUGUUUUUAGCGUUGUGAGAACAGCAGCGUCCCUCCAAUUUAAUGGUUUUUGUUUUGGUAAAAAAAAAAAUAACAAAAAAAAAAAUAACAGGAAUACAGGGAGAACCUCACUGUACAGAUGUGGCAACAUCAUGUUUUUAGCCUCAGCACACCAGAAUGCACUACAGCAAUAACUUUCUUAUGGUUCAUUAUCAUUACAUUACAUUCUACACCUAUCAGCCACAACAUUAAAGCCUCAGAGGGGGAAAGUGAAUAAGACUGACAAUAUUUUUAAAUUGCUAUUUUCUGCUGUAAAAUGUGUGGAUUUUUUUGACACGUAUCACCUGCCUUAGCAUUGUUUCAGACCAAGAACCCUCUUCUCAAAAAUCUAAGGCUCUGAUUUGGUCUUCAAACUCGGAUCAAAACCCACGUUAGCAAAAUGGACCGCAACAAUCCUGAACAACCCACCAGCCCCAAACGAUCCACUGCUAACUUCCCAGCGCAUGCAAACGUGCAUGUUUCUGCAUGCACUCUUGAAAGCAAUCGGAAGCACUACCCAGUAUUAGGUGGUUUUAAUGUUGUGGUAUAUAAGUGUACAUGCUAAAUGUAACAUGUUCACACUUUCUCAGGGAUUAGUUUAUUUUCUAAAAUCAUCCCGAGGAAUGUAGUGGUGUGAGACAGGUUGUGGGAAAAUUGCAGCAACAAAAUAACUCCAGACUACCAAUGCACAACAGCUUUUGAGGGUGUGUUUUUGCUUUUUUUAAAUUGACAGUCAGCUCAAGCACUGGUUCAACGUAACUAAACCAGUGCAGGUGAAGCACCUGAGAGACCCACCUACCUAGCACAAACUCUGAGCCUGUUAACGAUGGCUUUACUCUAACAUUUCAAGUACAAAUGCUGAUUCGCUCCAUCGCUGUCACCGUGUCAUUGGAGGACAAUAACAGCUUUGUUCUGUCGAAGAGUGAAAACCUUGUCUCCAAAGGGAAAAGCUUUGUGAUUAGCCUAAUAAUCCCACUGACGUACAGAGGAAGCUGAUAGUGAUAAUUAGCCUCUCGAUAAGAGCAGGGAGCAUAACAAAGCGCUGAGAUAUUUGGUUAAUUAAUUUGCCCCGACAUUAGAAAAAUGCCCCGCAUAUCGAGUUGCGCCCCGCUCCGGCUUAUGUGUAGAUUUAAGCUGCGCACUAUCACAUGCAUAAAGUUUCAACGACAGGUUGAGCCGCCUUUUCUGUCUUCCAUUUCUUUGUCUCUCUGUUGCCACUGGCUACAGCUCCUGACCGGACUUCAUCUUCGCUGUCAAAGCUCAAUUUUUUAUUUUUUGCAUCUUAACCCCUGAGGUGAUUUGGGAGAUAGUUCUGCUCCUUUCAUUUUGUUCUGCCUUCACUGCUUUCGUAUCUGGAAAGUUUUUCUUGCGGGCAGUUUUGUCCUGACAGCAGAGCGUUCAGUUCAGUCACAGCCAGGUUUCUAUGCAGCUAGAAGAGAUGGCAUUUGUUCUAGGACAGAGUCCAUUUGCAGGAGAGUGCUCAUUUUACCAAGGCAUUAUGGUUUGAAAUUGAAAGGUGUAUUGUCUUCUUCUUUGGCCCAAUAACGUGUACGUGUGUUCUCUACUGUGUAUACCAGCUAUAGCCAGCUUGUAAAGAUCUCAUUUUUAAUUCUUUGAAUGAGCUAGCUGCUAACGUGUGGGUGUCUUCUAUACUAUAUUUGAUAGCAGAUUUUUUAGAUUGAGUGAACAGCCUCCUGUCACAGAGAUGUGGCAAAAUGCACAAGUGCACAUUUUAACUCUUCUGCGAUUUGAAAUUAGAUGGAGGUAGUCAUAUCAGGAAUUUUAAAAAAGGAAAAAGGGAAAUAAGACCUAGUUCAGAACGCUGUCUACUGUCACGCCUCCGCACAUCUGGCAACUGCUGCGGAAAGUGGGCGUAAAUGUCAAAUUGUCUGAUUAGGAAAUAAAAAGAAAAUAGUCUUACCAACCCAUUGGAUUAUGAAUCUGUUAAGAAGGAUACGAGUGCUGUUAGACAAGGUGACAAAGGCUUCUUUUAAAUCCUUGAGCCUGAUUUUAACGAGGCUGCAGUUUGUCAUGUAGAUGACUGUGUAGUUGGUAUGUACCUGGAGGGUUACAAAGUUCCACUGCAGUGAACACUCGAGUAAAAGCGAUUACAUACAGACCGCCACCAUUCCAAAUCUGACAUGUUUACCCAAGCAGUGUUUGACAGCGUGCUUGUCGUGAUGUCAACCUGUUCUCCAAUUGAACAACUCACCUGCCACCACCUGGACGUGGACAUGAGUAUAGAAAAUAGUUUAUCCUUCGGCAGCGUUCCCCACCUUUCUCCGCUCUCUUGUCCUCCCCACCGACAUUUUAAAGACAUGACAAGUGACGAGUUAUUGCCUUGUCUGUUCACGUCGACACGCAAAGUCACGACAGCUAUCUUCUGAUAGUCAUUACACUUGGGUAGCUGUUAUUGUCAACAGAUGCUCUGCGAGCCCCCGCAGUAUAAAAAAAAAGAAAAACAUGAAGGAAAUCGAGAUGAUUGAAACGUCUGGCAGGUUAUUUCUGUCAUAAAUUGUCCGUGUGUGAAGUAUCCACUUCAACCUGCCAGUCACGUCAUGUCUGCACGUUGUCUGGGAGCCAGACUUUAAUUUUCUCUCAGCCCCGAUGAUGACAAGAACAAUUUGGCCUUCUCCAUCAAGUGUGUGUGUGUGUGUGUACAGUGACAUAAAAUAUUAUUUUCAAUAACUGCAGUGCUUUACACAAAUGAUUACAUUAUUACCUGGGACACAAUGUUUUUACUCCUGCUCGUAAUUUCUCGAGGUGGUUAGAAGCCUUUCUGGUAAUGAAUUAUUUAGGCUGCAAUUGGAUUGUUAUUCAUAGACAAAAUACUCCUACUUCAGUUCGUAAUGUGUAAUCUGAAAGAUGUACAGUCAGCUCGCUGAGGGGAUAAAAGGGACACAUUUUAGGAAGCCUUUUGUGGACAAAGACAUCCGAUUCUCGGUUUUGGCUGUCAGAUUUAGAAACCAGAGCUGCCAUUUAUCUGCAGGAGCUGACAGCCAGCACUCCAAUACUAAAGUCUUGAUGAGUUGAUUGUGAUGCUCUGCGCUUUCAGGCAUCGCCCCAUCCGUCAUUGCAAAUCACUGCCCCGAGUACAAACUGACAGGGAGAAAGGAACUGAAAUCUCUAAAGGCGAGCCCUAUAUCUGGCCACCAGUGAGCUGCUUUGAGCCGCUCGGUGGCAGCGAGCAGACGAGAGUCUAUGAUCUUCAUUCAGAGUUCAAGCUCAGACCAUUACCCCUAAUCAUUGAAUGGCAACUGGCUAUUACAUGAAUGAAAUCUAAUGAGAUGGCACCGUGGAGAACCCCUAAGGCCCUGACCCUCAUCAAGCCAAGAGGCCACCUGUGAGUGGUGGUGUUGUUUUAAAAUUUUAAAGGUGAAAAAUCAGAGCCAUUAACCAGAUUAAAAAAAGAAAACAAAACCCUUUGUGAAAGAGGAACAGUAGAAUGUGCUGUUUUUGUGUUUGUUCAGGUUACACUUGCACUCACAGGUUUAAUUUGGCUGCUUUGUGAGCAGCAGAUGUGUUUACAUGCAUACUUAUUAUCUGAUUUACCUUGAUUAAACCAUUGAUUCAGCUGUAGCAGUAAUCAUGCAAAGACUUCCAUGGGACUAAUGCUAUUCAGGGAGACCGAGACACCUGUAAUAGCUUUAUAAAUAAUAGUGCCAGGUGCUUAUGAACCUGCUAUAUUUGUCAUCUUUAAGGCAAAAUUAGGAAACCAGAAAAUCCCUAAAUUAGUUAUAGUCAAAUAUAUUGUGCAAGAGGUUAUAAAGUAAAAACGUAAAACCACUAAAAAGCACUUGAUAAAAUGAUCUGGCAAACCUUAACAUAUUGCAGAAAUGACAGAAGUGAUUAAACUCGAGUUUGAAAAGAAAUAAAAGUGCUUUUUUGUGUUUGUUGCUCCUGCUCAGCUCGGAAAAAACAAAAAGCUGCCAACAAAACAAAAACAUUCAGCUGCUGAAAUGAUUAAUUUCUGAAUGUAAGUUAUUUUACUUUUUAAUUUUCAAUAGUUUUAUCUGCUCAGUCUUCAUUUUGAUAAGACUGUGAGCUCAGCUAGGUGGAGCCUGAUAACACAGAUGGUUAAACAAACUAAAUAGCAGCCUAUUUAGCCGUCAGUAGCUAAUAGCUAACGCUAACCUUUGGCAUGAAGCAAAUCACCCAAGCAGUCUGCAGAAUAAACUCUCUUUUUUGGUCACUCUUUAGGACAUAUUAACUGAUAUUGUCUUUACUUGUGUUCCUUCCUUUUGUCUUUUUAUGACUAGUGUGUGACAGUGAGGGAAAUGCUGAGUGUUAUUAAUGCACUUUGUUCUAGUUAAAGUAAGAAAGCUAAAUGGGGAAUAUGGGAGCUUUGUUUUGUUUUGUUUUCUGGCAUGAAAAAGAAACUCAUUUAACAGUCUGAAGGCUUGAAUUGAAAUGAUUACGUACAGUGGCAGGGAACACUGUUCGACUUGAAGAAAGUCAGGAAGUCCAGUGAAGAAUUGCUGCAGCUGCGGUUAAAGUAUGUUUUCUCUCCUUCAUGGUUACCAGGCAAAUUGGAGAAUGGUUCAAUAAGGCCGGAUGGAAAAAAACUAAGGCUGAACGUGUGUUGUAUUUGCUUUAUUGAUGAAAUUUUACCUUGGCAGGUCAGUAGAGCACAUUCUGAAACAACAAAAUAGAUGGCCUGCCAUUUCAGCGGCUUUCACUCCAUUUACCUUUGCUGCUUUUGCUUGUUUGUGUUCAAUUAAGUGGAUGUUACAAAUAUGCCUGGUUUUCACCCUUGUUUAGUUGUCCCCCAGCUAGCUGUCAGCGACAGACACGCAUUAUUGCUCGAUCUGGCUCGUAUUAAAUCGAAACACCUGCCCGGGCCUUUGUUUGGCCUUAAUAGGCCGAGACAGAAUGAUCAAAUAUGACCUUUCAUCGACUGUACUGGUGUGGCACAUCCCAAUAGGGAUGGGAACAAAAGCUGUGUCUGUGACAGGCGCCGCCAGGUGUGUAAGCUAAUGCUCAGGCUCUGAAACUGUGAAUAUUAUUCCUAAUUCUUUUUAGCCUGUGCAUCCAAGGUCACCAUCUGCUGUCCCUUUUUCAGUAACAA
Messenger RNA from Haplochromis burtoni (Burton's mouthbrooder), 11143 nucleotides. Its product is annotated as mitogen-activated protein kinase kinase kinase 11. Gene Ontology annotation, cellular component: centrosome. Gene Ontology annotation, molecular function: protein binding; ATP binding; JUN kinase kinase kinase activity. The transcript has 10 exons. The record is from RefSeq and is a predicted model, not a curated record. Gene Ontology annotation, biological process: positive regulation of apoptotic process; protein phosphorylation; microtubule-based process. NCBI's taxonomy places the organism in Eukaryota, Metazoa, Chordata, Actinopteri, Cichliformes, Cichlidae. Bases 1169 to 4282 code for a protein of 1037 amino acids.